AACAACGUAACCGAAUUGCGAUCAAAACCCGAAAUGUCUUUGCGGUAUGUAUAUUACUUCCAAGGAAUCAUGUUGAUAUAGGAGAUAAAAGGAAUUUCCGACUUGAGUAAACCGACAAUUUUCCGCCACACACCUUCUUGUAGCUUCAUAUCGUCAUGAUAAGUAAUCUACGUUUUAAACAAACUUUUUAUUAGUCUCUGAAAUUUGUUGCAGCUGAAUAAGCGAAUUCGUAUUCGCUAAAAUGUUAAGGAAGUUAAAUUUUAUCAAAUUAAUUAGUCUCCUUGUUGUCGUCUCUUUUAACUAUUCUUUUAGUGAGGAUGUUUUUUUUGUCGUGAACAAGUACCUGGGGUCUCAGUUUUAUUGUAUAACAAACAGCUCGCGUGCUUUAAGUUGGAUAAUCGAAGACACCUCAUCCAGCAAAGAUUUACAGCAAGGAUCAAGAUUUCUUCCAAUCGCAAAAACACUCUGGAAAGUGGACUGCAAUGAAAUCCGAAAGUAUGGCUUGCAGUGUCGUCAGUCAGUUGCGGAUGAAAUUAUUACCGAUCGGCGUUGGGAAAACAUACAAAUUAGCAAAACAGACUAUGUAGAUUUCUUUAAAAAGGAAUUACAAUUUUCAAAGAUCCUGGAGAUAGAAAGUGCAAAUUUUAGCGUGCCGCUAUCCAUCCGCACGAGUAAGGAAGCUCAUAUAUUUUUGUGUGAAAACGACACCGUAACAUCAAACUGUUAUUGGUUUAUAUUACAAGGAUUUAAUGGAACAAAAUCUGUAUUUAGAAAAUGUCCUGUUAAGACAAUACCUACAAAAAAUAAUGUUGCGGUGGGGAGUCCCUGCGAUACCAAUAAGGUUUCAAAAGAACACGGAUCAGAGUCUUCUAAAUUUCUAACAAAUACCACAUGGCAACACUUUAUGUUGACAAAAAAUAAUAACAAAAUUAGUCUCAGCAAACAAGACGGUCAGGAAAUAAUAUCAUAUACCGACAACGAAGAGACGUACAAGAUAAGGAAUAUUUUAAUACACAGUAAAAGAAAUGUAGGUCUUUGGAAGAUUCAUAAAGAUAAAUACUUUACAAUUAACCAAACAAAAAGAACAGAUUUUGAACGAACCUUGUUCCCAGUAAACGGCAAAAUUUGUAUUACUACAUUCUUGAGAAUGUGCAAAAACUGCAAAAUAAAAUUUGUGAUUACAAGUGGAAACAAUGAUAAACAAGUUUUGGGACAACAAAUUUACGAAGAGAUGCCCAAAUGGACCGAAAUUACGUUUGUUAAACGAACAACUGAAGCCAAGAACGUUAAAUUUGCAAUUAUUACUACGCCCGAAAUUACUUCACAUUCUUACUGGGAUAUACAAGAAAUACAACAAUGUGGAGAAAAUGGUCUAAGAAUGAUUCAGUUGGAUAUGAUGCCAAAUUGUCAACUUUUAAAUUCCGAUAAUAAAGUCAUUUCUUUGGAUAACGCCGUGACACCAUCUUAUGCAGACAAGUACACCAAGUGUGCCGAAAAUACUAUUAGUAUACACUGUGUACCGUGUAACUUAUUCCUGAAUGAAACUUGUGGACAGCUAAAAGUAUGCGAAUACAAUCAAAACGGGUUGCUCUGUUCAUGCUCAGCUGGAUAUAAAACCGGCAAGAAGAAGAUAAACUGCCAAACCAGGUGUGAUUUUGGAACUUACGGACAUCAUUGCAGCAAGACGUGCAAUACGCAUUGUAUGGGUUAUUGUAACUUUACUGAUGGAACGUGUACAUCUUGCUAUAAUGAUUAUAUGGGUCCUAAGUGUGAGAUGGCACCAACACCAUUUUUUAAAAAUCCUCCCAAAAUAAAAAAAAUUGGAUACACGGACGCCGAAAUUCUUGUAGAUAACUUUGAAUUGGAGCGUUCUUCAGUCACUGAUAGUUCUCGGUACGAGUACACUGUCCAAUACAAGGAAACAAACUCUACAGAAUGGACUCUUCAUAGCGAUAGCGCUGACGUAGGGAUGUCACAUACAUUUAAAAUAAAAAAUUUAAAACCUGGCGUAAAGUAUUUCGUUAGAUCCACUAUAAAAAAAUAUGCAGGAAAUUUCAGCGACAGCAUUCCUAGAAAUGAUUUUAUUACAAAGUGUGACGCUUUAAAGAGCGAAGAUUUUCAAGUAGAACCAACCAAUACCACAGCUUAUAUAACCGUGAAACUGGACUCGAAAUUUAAAAUUUGCAAAUUGAAAAAUUCUGAAACAAGUAUCGAAAUCCAGCCUAAUGUACCUAAAUUUUCUUAUCAUUUGGAGGACAUGACUUUAAAUAUCAAUGGUUUAUACCCUUUUGAGAACUUUACUUUGACAAUAAAAAACAACAACACAAUUGUGAAAAUACCAUUUAGUACAACAGAAGGAGUGCCAGGCAAUGUAACAAAUGUAGUUGCAAGAGCCACAUCAGAUUCCAAAAUUGAUGUAAAGUGGAAAGCUCCACCUAAACUACAUGGAAACUUUCAAGAUUUUGUUGUCUCAUAUAAAAUAAUUAGAUAUCUUACUUGUGAUGCCGCUCCAACUCACUUUGAAGAACUUACAGAAAUUUCGACAGAUACCUCCAUAACUUUAUCUAACUUAAAACCGUACACACUAUAUUCCAUUUCUGUUAAAGCCAGAAAUACAAAAUUAUCGGGACUAGAAGAAAAGGUAGAACAAAAUACCCCGCAGUCAGACACAAUCCGCGAUCAAGAAAUACCAAAAGCGUCUUUAAAAAAAACGAAUAGUCGCUCGGUGGAAUUCGAAUUUUCGAGCGUACCCUGUAGCAACCUUGGAGGCCCAAUAGAAGUUGUAACAAAUGCAGUAUGCUUAACGGUCUGGUGUAAAGACCAAAAUGUAUCGAAUUCUUUCACAUAUCCUCAACAUAAAACACUCACAUUAAAUAGUCUUGCCCCGUUCACAAAUUAUCAGCUAACAUUUGGAUUUCACAGAAACAAUUUCAGCAAAAUUAUUACAUUUGGUAGCUUUGAAACAAAAACUGAAUCUCCUUAUGCUGUAAAUAAUUUGUCGGUUUAUUCCAAAAAUACACACUCGAUUUCUGUUCGAUGGCGGCCACCGAGUCCUCCGACUGGAAUUUUAAAAUUGUAUCUAAUAAAAUUGCUUGAAAAGGCCGAAAAUAUUAGUGUAACCAACGUGCCUUGUUUUUUGUGGCCCGAGUACCAGUGCUACACUUUGAAAAAUUUGUCAGAAAAUAUGAAUUAUUCUGUUCAAUUGAGUGCGAAAAACGAGGAACCGGACAAUUUCGGACAAACUUCACUUGUUAAGGCGAUAACGAAAAUUGAACCUUCAGAGAAACCUCCUGACGUUAUGGUCAAGUGGACUUUAGAAAAUUAUCUUGACAUAAGAUGGAAACAUCCAGUUGUAGCGAAUGGCGAGAUACAAAGUUUCAAGAUAAGGAUACUUCAACUUUCAUCCAAAAACAAAAGAAUUGAUACAUCUUUAAACAUUACAAAAGAUCAAUAUAAACCUACGUAUCAAAAGAUUGUAAAAUCGCAAGAUAUACGAACCUCAACAAAUUAUAAAAUCGUGGUUGAAGCUUUCAACGGUAUGGAGGGAAAAGAAGGGUACGUCACAGACCUGAGUCCUCCUGAAAUUCCCGUGCUUGAAAGAGAACCAAAAAUCGUCAACGUUUCAAAUAUUACAAUCACACUUCAAGUCGAGAAAAAUAAAAACAUAAACAACAACAACACUUACAAGCUAUUUUUGUUAGUGUCAAACGCCAACCUACAAUCCGAUUCUUAUCCACCAGAGCUACAAAAUUUCGAAAACAAUUUCGGCAUAAGUCUUUCACCGGUUAGAGUGAUUUACGAGUGCAACAGUCUUUCAACCACAAAACAGUUUGUAAUAGGACAAAGCGGCAACGUUACAAACUGCAAACAAGGUUCAAAUAUUCCUCUAACGACUGGAACCCCUUACAACGUAACGGUGAUGCUAGUUAGCACCUAUCGAGAUAAAAGUAGUUACAAAUUAUACUCUAAAAGCGCACUCACUUCCGGUGAAUCACCAAACACCCCCAGAGAUUUAACCCUCCUGGCUUUAUUAUUGCUGCUGCUGAUAAUUCCAAUCGUCAUUUUUAUCUACAUCAAAAGACGCCCCAUCACCGAAAAAUUCACCAGUUUCAAAACAAACAUGUUUGGAAACGAUCCACUUCUCGAAGAAACCGGAGGUGAAGACACCCCCCUAGCAACUGUACUAAAACCCGCCGAAAACACUAAAGUGUACUCGAAAAAAAUCCCGCUCUCUAGUUUUGUCGAUUACGUGAAAGAAUCUCUAAACAACAACGAAUUGAAACGUCAGCACGAACUAUUUCCUCGUGGUCAAACCAAACCGUGGGACUACGGAGCCAUCAAAGAAAACAAAUCGAAAAACCGCUACAACAACCUCAUUGCCUAUGACCACACCAGAGUCAUUCUUAAAAAAAUCAGCGGCAAACCCCACUCCGACUACAUUAACGCAAACUACAUCGACGGCUACAAAGUCAAAAACGCUUUCAUCGCAACUCAGGGACCCAAACUUUCCACCGUUAACGAUUUUUGGAGGAUGAUCUGGCAAGAAGGCGUCCAACACAUAGCCAUGCUAGCAAAUAUCCAAGAAGGUGGCAAGAAAAAAGUCGAAAAGUACUGGCCCGACAAGCACGAAACUUUGCCUUUUCAAGACAUCACGGUUUACUACAUUUCGAGCGAAAUGUUCGCCGACUACGAGCACCGCAGGUUCCGAGUCGUCUGCAAAGAUGAGACCAGAGAAGUGCAGCAGUACCACUUUUUGUCGUGGCCGGACCACGGAGUACCGCUUUACUCCCAGAGUCUGAUACCGUUUCUGAUGACCCUCCAGAGCAUCCAGUUGGACUCUAAGUCGCCGGUCGUGGUUCACUGCAGCGCAGGUGUGGGUAGAACUGGUACUAUAAUCUUAUGCGAUACUUGUUUAAGAAUGGCAGCUGAGGAAAACUGUGUCGAUGUUUUGAAAACGCUGCAGCAGCUGCGAGACCAAAGACCCAACAUGGUCGACAACAUCCAGCAGUACAAGCUAGCACACCUGGUGAUUGUGGAGUACUUCUUCGGAAUGUAUUCGGGUUUGUCGUGCCAGGCUUUAAACGCAGAAGUGAAGAAACUGAUCAAAGGUGGAGGGAUUAAAAAACAGAUGAGUUACUUAGACGAAACGGCCUGGCAAGACCAGACUAUGAAGUCAGUGGCGAAUAAAAGCGACAAGUUUGUCAUAGUGAAGGAGAAGAAUCGCGAACAAACUAUAGUUCCAGAGUGUCAAGGUUGCAUCUUCCUUUCCCGUUAUCCCGUUGACGACGAAGCUUCCACUUACAUUAACGCGGUCCGAGUGGACGGGUUCCAGUGCCCUGGUCGGUUCAUAGUGACCCAGCAACCCAUGCAGAACACUCUGGGUGAUUUCUGGAGACUCAUCCACGAACAAGAGACAUCACUGAUAAUAUCGCUAAACGAAAUCAAUCUCAAGAACAAAAGCAGCUGCCAUUUCUGGCCUUCCACAGAACAAGCAUUCAAACCCGUAGACUACAUCACCCUCAAACUCGCAAAUAUUUCGUCUUCAGAAUUUCACGAUUUGAUUUCUGUUCACAUGCACGUCAACGACAACAACGAGUACAAACUUGUCGAAAUUAUGGCUCUGAAGACGUGGCCCGCCAGAACCAACUGUCCGAAAAACAUCAAAAAUUUUCUUUCGUUCUACGAAAGUGUCAACGUUGAGUCAAGACAGUCAAAACCCGUCGUGGUUACGUGCUUUGAUGGAGCUCUUGCCUGCGGUCUCUACGUAGCUCUGACUUUCGUCAUCGAAAAAAUUAACCUGGAGCAAGUUUGCGACGUUUGUCAAGCCGUGAGGACGGUUCGCCACAACAGAAGCCAGUUUGUUCGGAACGAAGAACAGUUCGAGUUUUUGUACAAAGCGGCGGUGGCUUACGUCGAAGGGUUCCAGGAUUACGCCAAUUUUAGCUAGUUUUUGAAAGCGCUUUUAUAUUUUUGUUUCCGCCAAUGCUAAAGAAAUAAAAAAUUACACACAAA
This is a messenger RNA of Zophobas morio, 6012 nucleotides long. RefSeq names its product receptor-type tyrosine-protein phosphatase delta-like. NCBI's taxonomy places the organism in Eukaryota, Metazoa, Arthropoda, Insecta, Coleoptera, Tenebrionidae. Gene Ontology annotation, molecular function: protein tyrosine phosphatase activity; protein binding. The transcript is spliced from 28 exons. Bases 242 to 5947 code for a protein of 1901 amino acids. Gene Ontology annotation, biological process: protein dephosphorylation. The record is from RefSeq and is a predicted model, not a curated record.